UGGUAGGUACUAUUACAGUGCGCAGUCUCAGUUGUAAGAGGUAGGAAUAAACACGAACUCAAUGUCUCUUUACAACAUAAAUGUUAGCGCCAGUGUCGUUGUUUGUAGGUUGUGUUGUGUACUUUUAGCCUUUAACUCAAGUGUUAUGAUAUAUUUUGAAUCCUUUUUGUUUGGACAGAAGUUUUGAUAACAAACAUGCUCUAAACUUCGAAGUUCAAGGAUUCAAUAUAAUACUAUGUAGGCUUAAUUAAUACUAAACUAAGUAACUGAUUAUUUCUUCAUGAUAACAGUGAGAAGCAGAAAAUUAGUGUUGACAGCUGAGAAGCAGCUUUUGGCUGCCGUAAAUUCGCUCCAUGGGUUGUGAUGGGGAUGCGGCCUAACACUGGCUGCACCUUCUCUAUUCAAAGUAUAGUUUUGUGCCUGAUUUUAGCAAGCAUCUUUAACAGGGCAGGUAGUUUCAAUUGCAAAGUGGAACAUUGUUCAGCACAAUAUCAAAGAGCCACACACCCACAUAUAGAAUUCAUUCGACCAAGCUCAAACUAUCAUUAUUGUACAGUGCUUCAUAGCUACAACAAUUGCAUCAGAGCAACUGCAAGAAGUUGCCGUGGAAAUCUCAACUAUCAUACUAUUUCAUCACUUGUAAUGCAGUGGUUUGAUGAAUACAACUGUUCAGAUAUUAUUUUAAAUGGUAUGAUCCCAACAAAACCAGUUUUGACUCGCAGGCCAACAACAGUUCUUCCAGCAGUAUGUUCUUUUACAGGAAGGAAUCCAGGUCCAAUAAGUUUCAGCCAUUGUGGGCUUUUUGGAGAUCCACAUCUUAGGACAUUUUAUGAUGAGUUUCAAACCUGCUACGUACAAGGAGCAUGGCCACUUAUUGACAAUCCUUAUUUAGCAGUGCAAGUAACAAAUGAUCUGGUAGCUGAUGAGUCUAGAGCAACUGCUGUUAGUAAGGUCACUGUGAUUGUGCGAGACUAUAAACCUUGUACUCAGGAGAAGACUUUUGAAUCUCAGACAAACAAUUUACCUGGUGUGUUUAAUGAUGGCUCUAAAGGUAAGCCUGAAGUUGAACCUCUCUUCAUCUGGGAGGUAGAUCCAGGCAGCCACGUGGAAAUUUAUAUCCGUUACAUCGCCACGCGGAUCGUGAUUCGACAAGUUGGAAGUUAUCUAACCUUUGCUAUCAAAAUGCCAGAAGAGGUUGCAAUUCUCGGUGCCAGUUCAGAGAACUUACAGCUUUGUGUUAAGGGUUGUCCGCGUCGAGAACGCAUAGAUCAUAAACAGUUUCUGGCCAACCCCAACCAUUGGAUCAGCAAAGUUACCCACAACUCUCAGCCUGCUGUCCCCGUGCAACAGGCUGUUGAGCUGUGCAGGCAACGUAAUGUUGUCAACUUCUAUUUUGAUGCGUGUGUGUUUGACUUUUUGACAACAGGAGAUAGUAGUUUUACUAAAGCAGCAGAAAGAGCUUUGGAAGAUGCCCCAUCUAUUGACAGUGAAAAGAACAGGACUUAUUUACUAAUUGACAAGGAAAAUAGCGCGCUCGGUCGUUCUUUGAACUUUUUAUUAAUACUAAUGUUGUUAUUUUUAUUAAUCAGUCGCAUAUCUACCUAGUUGAGGUCUAUCAUUAAAAUGGCAAAACUGGGAUUAGUUUGUACAGUGUAAGAACAUGUGUACAUGUAGUAACAAUUGUGUACAAUAUAAUAUAAAGUCUACAGUAUACACUUACAAACAAAGACUAAAAACAAGAAAAUUAAAUUUAGUCCUUUCCCGUAAGAAACAAAAUAUAUCUAAAACAUGAAAAUAGCUGUGUACCACAUAUGCCUGUUGUUGGUCUAUUGUUCUACCUUAUUGAUACCACGUCUAGCAAGGUUAAUACAUCCUAUGUACCACAUAUGCCUGUUGUUCUACCUAAUUGAUACCACGUCUAGCAAGGUUAAUACAUCAUAUGUACCACAGAUGCCUGUUGUUCUACCUUAUUGAUACCACGUCUAGCAAGGUUAAUACAUCUUAUACCAGAGGUUUCUUUAUGGUAAAUAAAUCCUUUGAAGGCCAUAAUUGUAUAAUCAAGCAGUAUUUGGAAUAUGUAGUGUUAUUUACCGAUUCGUGGUAGACUGUAACAUAUUCACAUUGUAUCAGGUUAAUUAACGCAACUAAACUUUUAUGUUUUUUCUCAUUUGUAUCUGAAACUCCACUUUUUACCGUAGGCCAUAUGAAAACUAUUAACACAUUACUGUAAUCUUGAAUUGUUGAAUUAAAGUAAAUUGAAUUAC
Messenger RNA from Limulus polyphemus (Atlantic horseshoe crab), 2264 nucleotides. Its product is annotated as repulsive guidance molecule A-like. Gene Ontology annotation, cellular component: plasma membrane. Gene Ontology annotation, biological process: BMP signaling pathway. The record is from RefSeq and is a predicted model, not a curated record. NCBI's taxonomy places the organism in Eukaryota, Metazoa, Arthropoda, Merostomata, Xiphosura, Limulidae. Gene Ontology annotation, molecular function: coreceptor activity. Bases 364 to 1605 code for a protein of 413 amino acids. The transcript is spliced from 3 exons.